GCUAAACAUUGUUACGUAACUUCUUUUUUGUCUUGUUGUUCUUCCGCUGCUUCCGUCGCGCAAGCUACAGCGAGGGGAGGAGGAAGCGGCAGCACUGACCGGGGCAGCAUGUCGCUGUACGAUGAUCUCGGUGUCGGUGCAAGCGACACCAAGACCGAAGGCUGGUCCAAGAACUUCAAGCUGCUCCAGUCUCAGCUGAAAGUGAAGAAAGCGGCCCUGACCCAGGCUAAGACUCAGCGGAUGAAGCAGACCACCGUUCUGGCUCCUGUUAUCGAUCUGAAGAGAGGAGGUUCCAGUGACGACCGGCUCAGCACAGACACUCCUCCACACGCCGCCGUUGGACUCAAGGAUGCGGUUCCCAGCGGAUUCUCCUCCGGGGACGUUCUGAUCCCGCUGGCCGACGAGUACGACCCCAUGUUCCCCAACGACUACGAGAAGGUGAUGAAACGCCACCGGGAAGAGAUGCAGCGCAAGAGGGAGCAGGAACGACAGAAGGAGAUCGAAGAGAGGGAAAAGAGGAGGAAAGAGAGACACGAAGGCGGCGCUCCCAGCGGCUUCUCUCGUUUCCCGGCAACAGAAGAAGACUCGGAUGAGGAUGAAGAGUACGAGAAAGAGUGGAGGAAACGAAGUAUGGGCGGAGCAGCCAUUGCCCCUCCUUCGUCGCUGGUGGACAGAGAAGGCCCGGCUCCAUACGCCUACGAAGACGAAGGUCGUCCCGGCAAAGGUGCCAAGGCCGCCAUCCCUCCUCCCAUGUACGAGGACUCAGAGCGGCCGCGCUCGCCGCCCGGCCCCACCAGCUCCUUCCUGGCCAACAUGGGCGGUACGGUGGCCCAUAAGAUCAUGCAGAAGUACGGCUUCAAAGAGGGCCAGGGCCUCGGCAAGCAUGAGCAGGGCCUGAGCACGGCGCUGUCUGUGGAGAAGACCAGCAAGAGGGGGGGGAAGAUCAUCAUCGGGGACGCCGCAGAAAAACCAGGGUCGAGCCAGUCAGGGGCUGCUGAUCCUUCCAUCGGAGGCUCUGCAGCGGACCCCUCCAAGAAGUCGGAGGCCAAUCCCUUGACGGAGAUUCUGAAAAACCCGACCAAAGUGGUUCUGCUCAGGAACAUGGUGGGUCGAGGAGAAGUGGACGAAGACUUGGAGGGGGAGACGAAAGAAGAGUGCGAGAAAUACGGCAAAGUGGUGAAAUGUGUCAUUUUUGAGAUCGCCGACGUUCCCGAUGAUGAAGCCGUCAGGAUAUUCCUAGAAUUUGAGCGGGUGGAGUCGGCCAUCAAAGCCGUUGUGGAUCUAAAUGGACGUUAUUUCGGGGGUCGAGUUGUCAAGGCCUGCUUCUACAAUCUAGACAAGUUUCGUGUUUUGGAUCUCGGGGAGCAGGUGUGAUGUCUGCCAGCUGACCCCGUGAGGCGACGGCAACCUCCCCACCUGUACAUAUGUUUUUCUUUUAUAAACAGCAAUGUAUAUGUAGUAAUAAUGAUUCUGUCAUUUAGUGUUUUCUUGUGAUUAUUAAAUACCUUUAUGCCAAUACAAAAUAAAAGGUGUAAACCAA
Molecule: messenger RNA, 1540 nt
Organism: Poecilia latipinna (sailfin molly)
Lineage: Eukaryota; Metazoa; Chordata; Actinopteri; Cyprinodontiformes; Poeciliidae
Gene: rbm17
Product: RNA binding motif protein 17
Exons: 13
Coding region: 109-1374 (421 amino acids)
Biological process (GO): mRNA cis splicing, via spliceosome; alternative mRNA splicing, via spliceosome
Cellular component (GO): precatalytic spliceosome
Molecular function (GO): RNA binding
Source: RefSeq, a predicted model, not a curated record